CCGGGAGCAACGAGAGGCCGCCGCGGUCCGUCAAGAGGGGCCCGCGGUCCGCCAGGGGAGGGGCACCGAGAGGGCCAAUCUCCCACGGACGGGAAAGCACGACACAACCUGUCCUCUGCAACUCUAGAUGGUGCUGUCCUGCCGCUCCCGGGCUGGCUCGCCUGCCCUGUCUUGCCUUCUCUGAUGUGCCCUUCCUUGGGUGUCAUGUGAGCUGGAGGGAGAGAGGAACCAGACAGACAGCUGGCCUGAGAAGGAAAGAGACCCCAGAUGGGGAAGAGCUGCAAGGUGGUGGUUUGCGGCCAAGCCUCAGUUGGAAAAACAGCCAUCUUGGAGCAGCUCCUCUAUGGGAACCAUGUGGUUGGUUCCGAGAUGAUAGAAACCCAGGAGGACAUCUACGUGGGCUCGAUCGAGACGGACCGCGGGGUGCGGGAGCAGGUGCGAUUCUACGACACCCGGGGCCUGCGGGAGGGCCUGGAGCUCCCCAAGCACUGCUUCUCCUGCACAGACGGCUAUGUGCUAGUCUACAGCACCGGCAGCAGGGAGUCCUUCAAGAGGGUGGAGCUGCUCAAGAAGGAAAUCGACAAGUGCAAGGAUAAGAAGGAGGUCACCAUUGUGGUUCUGGGCAACAAGUGCGACCUGCAGGAGCAGCGGCGCGUAGACCACGACGCGGCCCAGCACUGGGCCAAGGGCGAGAAGGUGAAGCUGUGGGAGGUGUCCGUGGCCGACCGCCGGACAUUGAUCGAGCCUUUCACCUACCUGGCCAGCAAGAUGACGCAGCCGCAGAGCAAAUCCGCCUUCCCGCUGAGCCGCAAGAACAAGGGCAGCGGCUCCAUAGACGGCUGAAGGCCUGGCCUCCCCUCCCCUGCCACCUCGCCCCAUGGCGUUUCCACCUCUCCUGAGCUCUGGGGGCUUGGCACAAAGCCUGCUGAUGGGAGGGGCUGAGCUCCUGGAGUGGGGGGGGGGCUUGGCCCCUGGCCACACGAGGCAGCAUGCCGAGGACCCAGUGGUCACUGGGGGCAGUGAAGGUGCCUGGCCCGUCCCUGUUGCCUGGAGAGGGAGGGCAGCCUUGGGUGGCUGGUCUGAACUCGGGAUUCGCCCAGACCGGGAGCCCUGCGAACAGGCAGCUGCUGGCCUGGUCUCUGCUCCCAACGCACAGGCUAGGCAAAGCUCUCAGCAAACACACUCCCUGCCUUGGCAGGGGGCUCCAACCGCCAUUUGGCCCCUUGUAACCUGAACCUGGAGGGGAGCGUAUGGCAGUCCCGAGCUCCCUCCUCCCUCCAUGCCGCAGAAUGCCCCGGCCUGUCCCCCAAAGCGCCUCCCUCCAGGCCGGCGCUGCAGCAGGUGCCCAGCUGGAAGGGGGCUCUGAGCCCCCGAGCUGUGGAGCCGUUCGGCUCCUGAACCAGACCCUGGAGCACAGUGGAGCUGGAGCGACAGGCGAGGGGUGAUGGCGUUCAUCCUCCAGGCCUCUCCGCUCACCACCAGGCACCUGCAAACCGCCCGCUCUCUGCAGCUGGGGAGGUGGAUGGGGGCUCCAGGAUUGCUGGGCUCUGCUUCCAGAUGGCUCUUAGCCCCAUGCAUGCUGCACUCGCCUCCCUGGGGGCUGCGUAGCUGCGUCCCUGAAGAUCGUGGGGAGCAAGGAACUGCCCUGGGUCCCUGCAGAACCUUCACUGUCCCCUGCCCCCUGCUCUUUAACUGCCUGAGCAGCUGGGAAAUGCACCUGGCCCCUCUGCCGCUGCAGAAUCGGGGCACUUGGGUGAGGCCAGGCUGAGCAGAGCUUGGGUUUAGGUUCAUUAAGCUCAUUAGAGCCUCAUCAGUGUCCAGGCAUGUCAGAGAUGCCUGCAGCGCAGCCCUGAUCUGCUGCCUCUUCCCAUGUUGUGAUCCCCGGCUGAAGGCCAGGCCAAGCCAUGGUGUGGGGGUCGUGCCCCUGCCUCUGAUUCCCCUAUGGCCUGAGCUGAAGUCCCCCAGCACGAGGUGCUCACUGCAGAAGCCUGGGUGGGGGCAGCCGUUUGCAUCGCGUGUUAGGCAGGUGCAGCUCAGCUCAUUGCUGAGGAGCAGCUGGCCCCCCAAGACAGGUUUCCGACUUGCAGUUCUUUGGGCAGAGCUGGCAGGGGAGGGGGAGGGCUGCAGGGGUGGCCUCAGCAGGCCAUUAAAAUGGUCAGUUGGCCAAGAACCAAGGGGUUAGUUUUAGAUGGUCCCAGAGCUUCUCCUUGGCCAGGAAUUUGGGACGGGAGGGAAUGCGCUUUGGCUGGGGUGAGGGGGAUGGGAUGGACUCACUGGGGUCCCCUGGAUUAGCCCACCUGGCAGCAGGGCAUGUUCUGGUGCUGGGAAGUGAGGCUGGUGGGCUUUUUUAAUUAUUGCAUGUAUGUAAUCUCAUGUCAGAGGCAUGUAGAGCCGCUUCCGCCUGGUCAGCAAUCGCUGUCAAUAAACUCAGCUGCUCUCGGA
This is a messenger RNA of Gopherus evgoodei (Goodes thornscrub tortoise), 2442 nucleotides long. RefSeq names its product NFKB inhibitor interacting Ras like 2 (gene NKIRAS2). The record is from RefSeq and is a predicted model, not a curated record. The coding region runs from base 268 to 843 and encodes 191 amino acids. The transcript has 5 exons. Lineage: Eukaryota; Metazoa; Chordata; Testudines; Testudinidae. Gene Ontology annotation, molecular function: GTP binding; GTPase activity. Gene Ontology annotation, biological process: canonical NF-kappaB signal transduction.